UAUCCCUUCUCGCACCUUCGCUCCCUCCUAUAAAUAUACUUUUUCUUCCGCACCGAUUUCGUCUUCAGCAAGAAAAAAAACAUCAGCAGCUCUGCAAACACAACUACACAAGCCUCUCGUUUUUUCCAAGCACCUACCCUAACUGAUCCAUGGCGUCUUCUUUCGUUCUCAAGAGAUUCGUUUCUUCUACUCUACUCCCCAGGUCUUUCAGCCGUACCACCAUCGUUCCGACUGCCUCCUCAGCCUCUCGCUUCUUCAACACCAACGCCGUUCGUCACCGGGACGAUGAGUCCGACGCCCGCGACCUCGACGUUGACCGUCGAUCUGUUCCUCACCGCCGCGAUUUCUUCUCAGAUGUGUUUGAUCCGUUCUCUCCAACAAGGAGCUUGAGCCAGGUUCUGAACCUGAUGGACCAAAUGACUGAGAAUCCGUUCUUUGCUGGGACACGUGGCGGCCUACGCCGAGGCUGGGAUGCAAUAGAAGACGAAAACGCUCUGAAACUCCGAAUCGACAUGCCAGGGCUAGGAAAGGAAGAUGUGAACGUGUCAGUGGAACAGAGCACACUGGUGAUCAAAGGUGAAGGAGCGAAAGAAGCUGAUGAUGAAGAAAGCAUUCGAAGGUACACUAGCAGAAUCGAUCUGCCUGAGAAGAUGUACAAGACCGAUGAGAUCAAGGCGGAGAUGAAGAACGGUGUGUUGAAGGUGGUGGUGCCCAAGGUAAAGGAAGAGGAGAGGAGUGACGUGUUCCAGGUAACAGUUGAGUGAAAGCCGAAAGGCCUCAGUGAAUACUUCUUGUGAUUUGUAGUGAGUGUCGUUUGAGGUAAUAAUUGCAAGCUGAUUGUAAUCCCGUUAAUGGUUUCUUUUUUCUUAAUUAGUGACAACUAAAAACAGUUACUGGUUUA
Molecule: messenger RNA, 901 nt
Organism: Mangifera indica (mango)
Lineage: Eukaryota; Viridiplantae; Streptophyta; Magnoliopsida; Sapindales; Anacardiaceae
Product: heat shock 22 kDa protein, mitochondrial-like
Exons: 2
Coding region: 150-764 (204 amino acids)
Source: RefSeq, a predicted model, not a curated record